UCAUCAUUCUAUUCAUUGUCCGGUUGGCAUCAGCGCCCAGCUUCUAAAUAUGAACGGCAUUUAGUUGUUGGUAAUAUAGCAUCGGUAUCUACAAAACCACCACCAUCUUGAUCCUGAACAUUGUCUGUAGACUGUCAACCAUCCAAUCCGACAAUGCUUUGGUUCACCACCGUCAUCCUCCUCCUCGUCGCUCUCUUGGGUAACGACGUCGACGCCGCUAAGCGUUUCGGCAAAAAGAAGACCAAACCCUGGGACGAUCCCGACAGAGAUAACGAGAAUGAUCUCUUAGUCACAAAGAAAGCUUUCUUUGAGAUGGAAAUAGACGACGAACCAGCUGGUCGUAUCGUUAUAGCUCUCUUCGGUGAUACGUGUCCAGUAACUGUUCAAAAUUUUGCUGCUAUUGUCAGAGGAAACUGGAGACAAGAUAAACGGUUGAGUUAUAACAACACACAGGUUCAUCGUAUCGUACAUGAUUUCGUCAUCCAGAUGGGUGACGUAACAGAAGGAGACGGAACUGGAGGUAAGAGCAUUUAUGGCAAUUUCUUUGCUGAUGAGAAUUUCUACCUACGUCACUGGGGUCCCGGAUGGGUUGCCAUGGCAAACUCUGGUCCUGAUACGAACAAUUCUCAAUUCUUCAUCUUAUUAACCAGAGCUAGAUGGUUGGAUGGUAAACACGUGGUCUUCGGCAGGGUUAUUGAGGGAAUGGACAUUGUUGAUAGAAUGGCUGAAGUGGAGACGGAUGAUCAUGGUUUUCCUCUUGAACCAAUUCGAAUCGUUGAUUGUGGAAUCAUCCCUGUACCAACCCCAUACCUUAUACCAAGCCCAGACGCUGAGGGCGCCCAACAAAAGAAGGAUAAAAAGAAGAGAUAGUUCAUGAAUAGAAUGGUAGACCUAAAUUAUUCAAAGUACUUAAGGUUUAAGGUUAUCAGUUAAUUCGGUUAAUUUAUAUAAUGAAAUAUAUUCGACCAUGUUUAAAUUAGUAUCUGUGAACAUCCUGGCUAGAUGUGAUUUUGUAAAAGCAGUUCAAUUAGAUGAAGAAAUUAUUCAAGGGAUCUUAUUUAAUUUUGUGUGAUUGUUUUGUAUGCAUGCUAAAAGAAAUACCAAUACAUGGGUUUACAAUAUUUUAACCUGGUUCGGUCUCUUGGUAUUUUGCAAUGUUUAGGUCAGUUUGUGUAGGAUGAAAUAUGUGUUGAUUAGUGGAGUUAGUGUCUUGAGAUAAUUUGUUUUGCAAUACAUUUGUUGUGGAUUCAUCUUCAUGUAUGAAUAGUGAAUGUAAUAAAUUGAC
This is a messenger RNA of Lytechinus pictus (painted urchin), 1285 nucleotides long. RefSeq names its product peptidyl-prolyl cis-trans isomerase B-like. The coding region runs from base 154 to 870 and encodes 238 amino acids. The transcript has 5 exons. The record is from RefSeq and is a predicted model, not a curated record. Lineage: Eukaryota; Metazoa; Echinodermata; Echinoidea; Temnopleuroida; Toxopneustidae. Gene Ontology annotation, biological process: protein peptidyl-prolyl isomerization. Gene Ontology annotation, molecular function: peptidyl-prolyl cis-trans isomerase activity.